CAAAUGGUCAUCUGAAAUUCAUCAAUAACAUUUAUCAGCAACAACCACCAAUGGCAACUUCCAUGAUCCAUCUUUUUGUUACCGUCUUUCUUGUGGCCGCCCACACGGCCUUCGCCGAAACAAAUAUGCUUCAAGAUCUUUGCGUUGCUGAUCUCAAAGGUGCUAAAGUAAACGGAUACGCAUGCAAAGACCCAUCACAAAUAACACCAGAGGACUUCUACUACAUAGGCUUAGCCGCUGCUGCAGACACAUCCAACACCGCAAUGGGGUCAGCCAUUACAGCAGGCAACGUUGAGAAAAUCCCUGGCCUCAACAUGAUGGGUACCUCCAUGUCUCGUAUCGACUACGCACCUGGUGGACUCAAUCCGCCACAUCUUCACCCCCGAGCUUCUGAAGCCAUAUUCGUCCUCGAAGGACGUCUCUUCGUCGGCUUCUUGACCACCACUGGAAAACUCAUCUCCAAACACAUCAACAAGGGAGACGUCUUUGUAUUCCCCAGAGCUCUCCUCCAUUUCCAGCAGAACCCUAACAACGCUCCUGCUUCCGUGAUAGCUGCUUUCGAUAGUCAGAACCCUGGGACUCAAAGUGUUGGACCGUCUUUGUUUGGUGCUAACCCUCCUAUUCCUGAUGACUUGCUUGCCAAGGCGUUCGGUGUUGAACCACAGGUGAUUCAGAAGGUUAAGGAAAAAUUCCCAGCCAAGAAAUGAAUAUAGGUUUCAGACCAUACCCAAUAAUGCAAUAAUAGUAUACUAAUAAUGAACAUAAAACUUUGUAAAAAAAACUAAGCAAAAGCUAAAAAAAAGCUUGUAAUUUUUGUAACUGUUGUAGAUAUUCUAUAACUUUUUGUCCCUCUUACAAUGAGACCAGUUUCGAUAA
Molecule: messenger RNA, 876 nt
Organism: Brassica oleracea var. oleracea
Lineage: Eukaryota; Viridiplantae; Streptophyta; Magnoliopsida; Brassicales; Brassicaceae
Product: germin-like protein subfamily 2 member 3
Exons: 2
Coding region: 51-707 (218 amino acids)
Biological process (GO): regulation of root development; plasmodesmata-mediated intercellular transport
Cellular component (GO): cell wall; plasmodesma
Molecular function (GO): manganese ion binding
Source: RefSeq, a predicted model, not a curated record